AUGCGCUACCACCGCCUCUUCCGUUGCCAACACCUCCACCGUGUCCACCACCCUCAGAGACGAUCAUCGUCGCUGAAAACCAAAUCCUUCUCCUUCAUUUCUUCCAUAAGCAAGUCCAUUCACAAAUGCCAGUGCCGCAUCCUCCAAUUCUUUUCUAAGUUGGCUGCCAGCCCGAGGCGACACCAAUGCUUCGUGAUCCUCAGACGGGAAGAAGAACCGAUCAGCUCGGAACCCAACGUCGAGCCGAGGAUUAAACUCAAAUUCAGCAAUUCGCUUCCUCCAUUAGUUUCAAGUAAAAAAAGGACCGUCGUCCUCGACUUGGACGAGACCUUGGUCCAUUCCACAACCGGCACACCACCACCAAACUAUGACUUCAUGAUCACACCGACCAUCGAGGGUGUAACCAUGAACUUCUACGUUUUGAAACGUCCUGGUGUCGAUAAAUUCUUGGAAGCCAUAAGCAAAAAGUAUGAAGUGGUGGUGUUCACAGCCGGGUUGGAGCAAUACGCUUCAUUGUUGCUCGACGUUUUAGACCCCAAAGGGCUGAUAUCGCAUCGUUUAUACAGAGACUCGUGCAAGCCAUUGGUGAAACGAAGGUUUGCCAAGGACUUGUCAACGAUAGGGAGGGACCUUGAGAACGUCGUGAUCGUCGAUGAUAACCCGAGGUCGUAUGCUUUGCAACCUGCAAAUGCAAUCCCCAUAAAGCGAUUUGUCGAUGAUGUUGAAGACAAGGAAUUGGAGAAGCUGCUAGGGUUUUUCGAGAAGUAUUGUGAUGGGUUUGAGGAUAUGCGAGAGGCGGUGAAACAGUAUUUAGGUGGUGCCAACAACACCACCAAACCGGCUCGGACAUCAUCGUCGUCUCGUCAUCGUAGUACUAGGGAUCUUUCAUCAGUUAUAAAAUAUCACCACAUAUGA
Molecule: messenger RNA, 915 nt
Organism: Gossypium arboreum
Lineage: Eukaryota; Viridiplantae; Streptophyta; Magnoliopsida; Malvales; Malvaceae
Exons: 2
Coding region: 1-915 (304 amino acids)
Molecular function (GO): phosphoprotein phosphatase activity
Source: RefSeq, a predicted model, not a curated record